GCGGGCAGGAAAAUAAUUGCCGGCUGCAGGUUAUUGGCUGGCUGAGCUGGUGCUGAGCUGCUGUUGUUCCAGCACGGGGAGGAUGCUGCAGAAGGAGAGAGAGAAGCAAGCUGCAGAUCUAACGGCUGAUUCCUUGUCUCUCUGAUCCAGCAAACAUCUGCACAGAACGAGCAGGGAGGGAAACACCGGAUCUGUUUCUUUAUUCUGAAGGAGGGACGACAAAAAGAGCAGCAGCGGCAGGAGGGGGGGCGCUGAGAGGAAGAUUUGCCCAGACCAGGAUCACCUUCCCCCUCGGGGAAAUCAAGGAGGGGAUGCUUCUUAAAACAUCUGGAAAGGUGAAACUUGUGGAUCUUAAAUGAGAUUUAAAAGAAAAUCAUUGCAGAUGAUUUUAAUUUUUACCAGCAGCUGGAGAGAAAUGUUGGAGGAGCAGAGGACAGCCAGAGAGGAGGAGGUCUGACGGUCUGAAAAACAAAACCAGGAUCCAUGAGAGUCUGCAGGGAGGAGCAGGAGGAUUGGUUUGGCCUUCACGCUGAUGUUUGCUGAAACUAAAAGCUCUGUUCACGUCUGUGGGUCGUCACUCCUGCAGGAGGACUUCAGAGAUUUAAUGUUUCUUGUUCCUGCUCAGCGGAGGAUCUAAACACACCUGGAUUUCAAUGAGAGAGCAGUUUGAGCACAGAACCUGAAAAUUCUCCAGAGUAAAGUGUUAUGUUUGUGUCUGGUGGCUCCUGAGGGAUGUACAGCAGCAUCUCUCCUUUAAAUCUCUUUUCAGGUUUUAAGAAGAGACUCUUUGAGGGUCUACGAGUUUAAUUUCUGCAUAAAAAGCACAAAGCAGCUUUAUAGAUUGGGGGAUUACAACAUUUGUCUUUUUGUCUUUUUCAUGGGGUUUUUUUAUCCUCAUGAAUCUCUUCCCUCUACUCAUCAUCUAACCGGCGUCCCUGAGAGGAAUGUGUGGAGCAGGUGUUGAUGACAGAUAACAGCUGCACAGAGGCCGAGUUAGACUCUCAGUGAGUCACAGACGUGAUGUUCAGUGACAGCAGCAGCAGGUAACACAGGCUGAGCGUCUUUGCUGUCAGUCAUUUUAUUCUGACAGAGCGUCUGUGGACGAGCGAUGCCUUCAUUAAAGUCAAAUCUUUUAAAAUAAUUUUUUUUUAGUUAACAUGAACAAAAACACCCACAGCUGAAAUCUACUUCCAACAUUUUCAGAUUUUCAACAUGUGACAUCACGAUAGAAACCUUUGAGAGCCGAUGACUGAGCUGCAGGUCGACUUUAAUAAAGUCGUAAAGUGCAAGGAUACCCAUGUAUGGUUCAGGAAAAAUCUUUAAAGAAAUCCCUGAGAGAUUAAAAAUAAGUCUGCGAUAUGAUAUUGUAGUCAUGAAGACACAAAGAGACAAAAAGGAGCGGGAAGAGGAAAUGAACUCAUUAUUUAUAGAAACUAGAUGAAACUUCACAUGAGCACAAAAAUCUGACUUGAAUCUUGACAUAGAAACAUUUCCUCUGCUGUGAUUUGUCAGCAUUAUUUAAGGACACAUUUGCAAACUUCACAUUGAUUGAUUUAUCGAUCAGAGACUAAAAGAUGAGAUGGUCGAUUAGAAAAUGUUCUUAAAUCAGUAGAAAACACUGUCCUGUGUUCAAGAAGCACAAACUUUAUUCAGAUGAAUGUUUAAUGUACGAACCCGAACCCUUUAGUCUCAACAGAAAGAUGCAGCUGCUUUCAUCUCGUCUUUGGGUGUUUUAACAUUUCAGAGUCCUUUAUUGUAUAAAAGUCAAAAAGAAAAACAAAACUUAAAACCAUCAGAGGGGAACAUCUGACCCUCCUUUUAAUAUCACAACAUAUGAGCCAUGUCUCUGGCACUCUGGUUUGAUAAAACUCAGUCUGUGCUUCAAUGAAUAAUCAGUUAGAAAAACUUGAAUAUAAAUAUUAAAUGAAUCCUUUCUUUCUGCUCCACAAACACAAAUCUUUCUGUUCUGAUUCUCUUUUAAACACUCAUUCAGAUUUCAGACUCAACAAACAGACGUUUAUUUGUUCUCCCAUCAGACUUCAGAUGAUUUAUUAAAAGUGAUGAAACUGUUUGUUUCUCUUCAUGUGUAAUCUAUCGUCAGUUUGUCCUUGUUUCCUCUUCAGGAGGCAAAACAAAUUUAGUUAAAAAUAUUCAAUAUUUACUAAACAUUAAGAAGAUGCAGAGACAGAGGAUGAAGGAAGGAGGAAUUAAAGAAGAAGAGACAGAGGGGCGGAGGCAUUGAAAGACGCAGAGACAUACAAAAGAGGACAGAGGAAGGAGGAAUUAAAGACACAGAGAUACAGGACGGAGGACGCAGGACAGAGGACGGAGGAGACAGGACGCAGGACGCAGGACGGAGGACAGAGGACAGAGGACGCAGGAGACAGGACACAGGACGGAAGACGAGUGUGAAACGUCAUUAUGGGCUGCAAUAUGUGUGUGGUCAAACGUCCGGAGGAGCAGUACAGGAUCAUGUUCCAGCAGAAAGGCUCUCUGCGGCCAAUGGACAGACAAGGAAAUACAAAGGUCAGAGGUCGCAGAUCCUCUCAGCCUCCGCUUGACAGACUACAAAACUCCCAGGAGCCUUUGCAGCAGCCUGGGUCUGUCCGAAAGAGUCACAGACGAAAAGGUGUCACUAACAUCAGACACCUGCUGAUCUCUUUCCCCUCGUCAUAUCACCCGACUCUUCCUCUCGUCUCUUUCCCCUCGUCAUAUCACCCGACUCUUCCUCUCAUCUCUUUCUCUUCCUCCAGAGAGAUAUUCAUCUUCUUUACAGGAUAUAAUGUUUUUAAAUAUUUGACAUAUACUAAGAAAUACCUCCAAAAUGACCUUAAAACCUCCUUUGACUCUUUAAGUGAUGUUUUUGACCUCUCAGGAAUGUUAGUCUGCAGCGGGAGCGGGACCGCCAGCAGCUCCAUCUAUUCUGUUGCCAUGAUAACAAUCCCGGACUGCGUUGACAACGCAACGCAAACCGACAUCAGCUUCCACAACAUCAUGACUGUUGGGAGGAGCAGAGGUGACCACCAUGGCUCCUCCUCCCCCCCUCCUCCUCCUACCUCUCCCCCGCUGCCUCAUCUCGUGGGACCGUACGGGAUCAAUGAGUUCUGUAUGUUUGACUACAACGACCCCGACGACUACUUGGACGUGUCCAACCAUGAGGUGGACAGACAGGACAGCCUGGAGUACGAGGAAGUGGAGCUCUACAAAUCCAGUCAGCAGGACAAGCUCGGUCUGACCGUCUGCUACAGGACGGACGACGAGGACUAUCUAGGGAUUUAUGUUGGAGAGGUGAAUCCAAACAGCAUAGCAGCAAAGGACGGACGAAUCAGAGAGGGCGACCGCAUACUGCAGAUUAACGGAGUUGACGUUCACAACAGAGAGGAUGCGGUCGUCAUAUUGACCCGAGAGGACAGCAUCAACUUCUCCCUGCUGCUUGCUCGACCCGAUACAGAGAACGAGCACCCUGUGGAUCCAGAGGAGGUCAUGGAGCGGACUCUGGAGAGCGGAUGUUCCCACCCAAACCCCCGAGCCUCCUCCUGCUCCGUCACCUCCUCUCACCUCUCUGGAUAUUACCACCUCUGCCGUGGAGUAGGAGGAGAAAGUAAAGAAGCAGGCGGGGACAUGGAAGAGGAGGAGGAGGAGGAGGAAUAUGGGGAGGAAGCAGAGAGAGGAGAGAAGGAGGACGGAGCGUCUCCUGUGCCCCUCCCUCCUCUGCUCAACCUGGCUCCUCAGCUAUCUAACAGUCAGGAGCUGGACAGCGGAGUGGGCCGCACCGAUGACAGCACUCGUUACGAGGAGUCGUCUGAACACGACCUGCUGGGUGAUCACUCCAGCGCCUGUAACACCAACACCACCAACACACCUGGCAGCACCCGCAAGUUCAGAGCUGCACCCAGCCCAAGUCCUAGACCCAGCCCCGGCCUAGGUCCUAGUCCAGGGCACGGCAGAGGAGACACCACCCCUACUUUCCUCCACCUACGAGACCUCCAGUUCAGCUCUGACUCCCUCCCCAGCCUGGACUGGGCAGCUGGAGGAGGAACAGGAGGAGCGGCAUGCAGUCCCCAUAAGCAUCACCUCCACAAGCACUACCACCUCAAUCACCACCAGCCAUCUCUGACCAUGAUGAUGCCGGGCCUGACCGAGGAAGAGUGCCAGAGGUACCAGGAGCUGCAAGAGAUCAAGUGUGAGUACGAGAGAGAGAUGGAGAAACGGCAGAGAGAAACAAAACAAGAACACAUCAAAGCAGAGUUGAACGACCAGGGACGGAGAGCAGAGGCGGGGACGGAGGGAGAGGAGGAAGCCUCUUCUUCUUCUCCAUUUGUGGUGGAUGUGAACUGCAACCCAACACCGAGUGAGCACGAGAUGGCGCUGAUUGAGGAGGAGUUACGCCACCUGGAGUUCAAGUGCAGAAAUAUCCUGAGAGCUCAGAAGAUGCAGCAGCUCAGAGAGAGAUGUCUGAAGGCCUGGAUGAUGGAGGAGGACACAGUGGCAGGUGGAGCAGGGCGACCCGGCACACCUGAAGCAGGUAUGGAUAACGAUGAUGAUGACCUCCAUCGUCACGAGUUGUCGGCUAUAAACGAGCUCCCGGAACGAGAACGGUCUGACGACAAAGACAGCACCAGCGCCUACAACACCGGAGGAGAGAGCUGCCGGAGCACGCCAUUAGUCAGCACUGAGCAGAUCCCGCCUCUCCAGGAAGAAGAAGAUGAGGGAGUCAGACGACUGAUGUCUCCACCUCCUUUUCUCCCCCUCAGUCGCCUCCCCCCUUUGAACUCUCCGCUCACCCCCCGGCGUCAUGGGCAGGACAGAGACAGAGAGAGACGACACUCAAACCUCAGCUACACCUUCUCCCCCAGCACUUACAGGCAAUAUGAAAGAGCCAAUGGCAGUGUGGAUUGCGGCUCCAGCUCCACCCCCUCUACACCUUCCAAGUUCAGGUCCCUAACAAGAGAAGUGGGGUUAUCUUCAAGAAGGGGUGUGGCUGAUGGAGGGCGAGGCUCCAGAGCAGGUGGUGUCCCCAACAGGCCUGGAGGUGGAAGUGCAGAUUCCAGUCCAUAUUUCACCAGAAGGCACCACAGCGGCAGUAAACCGUUAGAGCGCUACCAGAGCUGCAUGACCCUGCCCUCUGAGGGGCUUGUGGACCCUCUGGACCGGGUGAGGGAUAGACCCAGGGCAGAGGGGGAGGAGAGAGGGGUGGGCACAGGUAGCAGUGGCCCAGCAAGCCCCAGGAGUGUGAACAGUGCCCCCUGUGGUCUGGAUGAUCACCGUGCAUCACGGUUAGGACUGGCUUUACCACUCGGACUGACGCAAUCAUCAGCAACUGCUUCACCUCAGCGCAUGGAAUGGAAGGUUAAGGUCCGCAGCGAUGGCACUCGAUACGUGGCCAAGCGGCCGGUGAGGGAUCGUCUCCUGAAGGCGCGAGCAAUGAAGAUCAGAGAGGAACGCAGCGGUAUGACGACGGAUGAUGACGCUGCCAGUGAGAUGAAACAGGGACGAUACUGGAGCAAAGAGGAGAGGAAGCAGCAGCUGUUGAGAGCAAGAGAAUACCGACGAAGACGAGAGUUCAUGAUGCAGAGCCGCCUCGACUACCUCAAAGGAGACAGGGACUCUUCAUUGUUUAUGGGGGGAGGAGACGACCUUCAUACAGACCAGGUUCAGCCCCGACAAGACUCCUCCAACAAUAACAUCCUGUUACUGAGCCAGAAGACGACCAUGAAGAAGAGGAACCGACGGAUCCUCGACAACUGGAUCACCAUCCAGGAGCUGCUGGCUCAUGGCUCCAGAUCACCCAACGGAAAGAAAAUCUACAACCCCCUGCUUUCAGUGACCACAGUGUGAUCUGUAGACAGAGAUAAAGUUAUAAAAGAAAACAAUGUUUAAUGGCUGGAUGGGAGAUAAGAAGACUUAGGUAAGGCUUUAAAGGACAAAAAGAGGGAUUCAAAACAUUUCGGUUUCUAGAGGAAAGAAUUUGAGGAAGACUAUGACGAUGGAGAUAUGGGGAAAGAGUGGUAGAAGGAAAAGGGGAGCCAAGAUACAUGACCAGUCUGAGAUUGUGCUUUAAAAGGGAGAGUAACAAAAAGUUGAAGAGAACCCCAAAGCACAAAAAUUAUAAGUUGGAAAUAUGUCUUGAACUGUGCAUGAAACUGAAAACAGGAACUACUAAACAACUUUAAAUGUAAGAGAAGUGAACAAACAGCAGAACGCUGAAUCUGGAAAUAUAGGAGCAUCUUUAGUUGAAUUGUUGGAUGUCCUUUUUGGUUGGACUCUCGUAACAUUUUUAAUGAGGAAAUAAUUCAAUUCAAUUUUCAAUUCAAUUUAUUUUUGUAUAGCGUCAACUCAUAACAAGUGUCAUCUCAAGACACUUUACAAAAAGCAGGUAAAAUACGUUACUCUUUGUUAACAUUACGAAAGAGCAGGUAAAAAGCCCUUACUUAUUGCUAUAUUACAAAGACCUGGCCUAUCCAUCAUGAGCACUUUAGCAAA
Labrus bergylta (ballan wrasse) is the source of this 6483-nucleotide messenger RNA. The record is from RefSeq and is a predicted model, not a curated record. NCBI's taxonomy places the organism in Eukaryota, Metazoa, Chordata, Actinopteri, Labriformes, Labridae.